This is a messenger RNA of Scophthalmus maximus (turbot), 5550 nucleotides long. It is a transcript of the gene llgl2, whose product is annotated as LLGL scribble cell polarity complex component 2. The transcript has 28 exons. NCBI's taxonomy places the organism in Eukaryota, Metazoa, Chordata, Actinopteri, Pleuronectiformes, Scophthalmidae. Gene Ontology annotation, biological process: regulation of establishment or maintenance of cell polarity; establishment of spindle orientation; regulation of Notch signaling pathway. Bases 452 to 3472 code for a protein of 1006 amino acids. Gene Ontology annotation, cellular component: cytoplasm; plasma membrane; cortical actin cytoskeleton. Gene Ontology annotation, molecular function: myosin II binding; GTPase activator activity. The record is from RefSeq and is a predicted model, not a curated record.
GCAGUGAAGUUUGGCCUUGCAGGAAGCGCCGAGGCGACCGCCGCUGUGCAGGAUAAAGGAAGAGCGGCAGACUUGUGUAGCGGUCCUCAUACGUGACGUUCCUCGGUGAAUACACUGUCGUCGGGAUCCUGGGAUUUCUUUUUUGUUGUUGUUGUUGUUUUUGGUCCGUGUUCUCCUUUCCCCUUGACUCUGUGACGGACUGAGAGGUUUUCUCGGCAAAUUCGACACCGGCCCGGAGGAGGACUCGUACCCGGUGGCCGCCCGGAGGACGUUGGCCGUUUUGAAUCAGUUAACUUCAUCACAGCGACGGGUUGCUCACCGGCUGCUGACGUGCUGCUCCCUGCUUGUGCCCUAGCCUCCAGUCACAUGAUAGGUUUGCCUCCGGGGGAUGCCAGAACAGCCACAGCGACCAUCAGUGAGCCUGUAGGCUCCACACUGGUGCAGAAACGAGAUGAAGAGGUUUAGGCGACACGGUCAGGAGUCCCAGAGAGAUCGACUCAAACAGGAACUCUUCCAGUUCAAUAAGACAGUAGAGCAUGGUUUCCCCCACCAGCCCAGCGCUUUAGGGUACAGUCCCUCCCUGCAGCUGCUGGCCAUUGGUAACCGUUCUGGGGCCAUCAAACUGUAUGGAGCUCCAGGUGUGGAGUUCAUGGGUCUACAUGAUGAGAAUGCUGCCGUCACACAGGUUCACUUCCUCCCCCACCAGGUUGAACUGGUGACUUUGCUGGAUGACAACAGUCUGCACAUGUGGACUUUAAGAGCCCAUAAGGGACUGUCAGAGCUCCUGGAGAUAGGACGCUUCAUGCUCACGGGACCACCUGGUGCUCCCCCAAGUGUGACCAGAGUGACAGCAGUGCUGGCCCACUCGUCAGGGGAGCUUCUGCUUUUGGGUACAGAGGGAGGACAUGUCUUCAUAGUUGAAGUCCCUGGGUUCAGAGAGCUGGAAGAGAGGAACAUCAGUCUUGACCAAGUUGCCAGCAGUGUACCAGACGACUACAUUGGCCGGAGGAAUCUGGAACAUGUAGAAGCCUUAGAAGAGAACCCAGUCAACCCAAACAAGGUUGUUAUAGGCUAUGGACGAGGUCUCAUGGUCAUAUGGGAUCUUGAGAAACAGUGUGCCUGCCAGCACAUUCCUGCCACGCAGCAACUGGAGAGUGUUUGGUGGACAGAGGAUGGGAGCUACAUCCUCAGUUCGCACAGUGAUGGAAGUUACUGUCGAUGGAUGGUGGGUGGAGACGAUGUGAAUGAGGAGGAGGAGAAAUCAGACAUACCUUAUGGACAUUUCCCUUGUAAGGCCAUUUCUAAAAUAAUUCAGCUGCCUACGGAAGAAGGACCUCCACUCCUGCUGUUCAGUGGUGGCAUGCCAAGGGCCAGUUAUGGGGACAGACACUGUGUCACAGUGAUCCAUAAUAAGAAACACGUGGCUCUGGACUUCACAUCCAGGAUCAUUGACUUCUUUGUCAUCAGAGAUGGACCACAACACACAGGAGAUCCCUGUGCGCUGGUGGUCCUGGUAGAGGAGGAGUUAGUGGUGAUUGACCUGCAGACGGAGGGCUGGCCAGUCAUUCAGACACCAUACUUGGUUCCCCUCCACAGCUCAGCAAUCACCUGCUCCCACCACAUCUCUGUCAUCCCCCUCAAACUGUGGGAAAGGAUCAUUGCUGCUGGAGACCUGCAGAACACACACUACUCCAAAAAGCCGUGGCCAAUAACGGGAGGCCAGAACCUAGCCCCAGACCCUCCACAGCGAGACCUGCUGCUCACAGGGCAUGAGGAUGGAACAGUGUGUUUCUGGGAUGCAUCAGGUGUCUGUCUAUAUCCCAUGUACAAGUUAAGCACAGCUGGAGUGUUCCACACAGACACUGACCCCAAUGACAACUUGAACCAAGGCACGGAAGGAGAGUGGCCGCCAUUCAGAAAGGUUGGCUGUUUUGACCCCUACAGCGAUGACCCUAGACUCGGCAUUCAGAAGAUCCAUCUUUGUAAAUACAGUGGUUAUCUGACUGUUGCUGGCACUGCUGGACAGAUCCUGGUUCUGGAACUGAACGACGAGGCAGCAGAGCAGAGUGUGGAGGCUAAAGUUGUAGACUUGCUGCAAGGCCAAGAGGGCUUCCGCUGGAAGGGUCACGCUCGGCUGGAUGUGCGAGAAGAACCAGUAUUGUUCCCUCCAGGCUUCCAGCCCUUUGCUUUGGUCCAGUGCCAGCCUCCUGCUGUGGUCACCGCUCUGACACUGCACACAGAGUGGAAGCUAGUAGCUUUUGGCACCAGCCACGGUUUUGGCCUAUACGAUUACCAACAGAAAAACAACGUCCUCAUCAAGUGCACCUUAAACCCUAGUGACCAGCUUGCGAUGGAGGGUCCUCUUUCAAGGGUGAAGAGCAUAAAGAAAUCCCUCCGACAGUCCUUCAGGAGAAUCAGACGUAGCAGAGUCUCACUAAGGAAACAUCAUGUCAACAACGCUGCGAAACUUCAGGAUGCCAAUGCUCGCCUGGAGGCUGAGCUGGCAGAAAUGGAGCUGGCUCCUGUCCAGAGGAAGAUUGAGGCUCGCUCCUCAGACGACUCUUUCACUGGUCUCGUACGAACGCUCUACUUUGCUGACACGUUCCUCUCAGACAGUUCACAUAACACACCCUCUCUAUGGGCAGGAACAAAUGGCGGCUGUGUGUUUGGAUACAUGCUCCGCCUUCCUCCUGUAGAGCACAGAGCAGAUGAACCUGUCACAGCACAGCCAGCAAAGGAGAUCCAGUUGAUGCACCGGGCUCCUGUUGUUGGUAUAGUGGUUUUGGAUGGGCUUGGCGCUCCUCUCCCUGAGGCCCUCGAGGUGGCUCACGAUCUGGCUCGCUCACCUGACAUGCAGGGAUCACAUCACCUCCUGGUCAUAUCUGAGGAACAGUUUAAGGUAUUCACCCUGCCUAAGGUGAGCGCUAAGAUGAAGCUGAAGCUGACGGCCAUGGAUGGCUCCAGAGUAAGGAGGGUAGGCGUUGCCUGGUUCGGCAGCAGUCGGUCAGAGGACUAUGGGGAAAGUGACCUUGUGGUUCUGACCAAUCAAGGCGAUGUACAUGUGGUGUCACUGCCUGCAGUCAAGUUGCAGGUUCACUACCCCUGUAUCCGUCGAGAGGACGUCAGCGGCAUCGCUUCGUGUGUCUUUACCAAGCAUGGCCAGGGCUUCUACCUGAUCUCUCCAUCUGAGUUUGAACGGUUCUCGCUGUCCGCCCGGUACCUGGUGGAGCCACGCUGUCUUGUAGAGGUUCCUCUUCAUUCAGGCAAAACCACGCACAGGCCACUGCCUGAUAGAGUUUCAUCUGCUCACGGAAAUGCCAAACAAGACAGUGAGGAUGCAGAAAAUGCAGCUAGACGUGUUAUGGAGCAUGCUUUGCUGAAUGACGAGAAAGUACUUCAGGAGAUACAGAAGUCACUGGAAGUAGACCAGAUGUUGUUCCUGGAGAAUCAUAUGAAGAGUGCUGAAGCUUGAGGGAUGCUGCUAAGCAGUGGAGAGAGAACUCACUUACUGAUGCUCAUGAAGCGUACUGCAGUCCUGUAGCUACAACCACUACUGUCUCCUGAUCCCUCUCCUCGGUGAUUAACUUCCCACUGUCUCUAAUUUCACCUCGGCCCCUCGUAGAGACACACCAAAGAGCUCUCAGGAGUAGAGUGCGGGGAGCACCCCAAAGCUGUUUUGAAGACUAACGGUGUAGUCAGAGACAAAGGAAGAGACACCACCUGUGCCUAAAGACAACACAUUGCACACAUUACAGCAUGGUCACAACAAUUUAACCCAAAGCUAAAUGAUGAUGUGAACAGUGCCAUCAAUCAUCAAUGCCUCAUCCGCCUAGCAUCACACAUCUGCUAUAUAUGCCACUUUUUGAAGCUGUUGAUUUAAAAACAAUCAUACCUACAUCAUUCUCACUUUCAUGUGGACCUGGCCUUUGGUAAUGGUUUGUCCGCUCUGCUGUGUAUUUCACUGACCUUCAUGUCCCCACAUGGAUGUACAACUCGAAGGAAUGGGCGGGAUGAUUUAAAUAAUGAAGAUGAAAAUAUUUUGAAGCUAAAUUCUAUGUGAUUUGUGCCUUUUUAUUCUAAAUUUGGCAUAAUUUGAAAUAAGUCAUGAGUUAAAGUCAUUCAGUCUUAGUUAUGAGAUAAGAUCAAAAACAAGCUGUCAGCAAUAUACUGACAAAUUAAAAGAAGAUUCUGAUGUACUAAGCGAGAUUUAAAAUUUUUCAGUCUUUGAGUCCAACUUGUGACUUGAAUACCAAGUGAUGAUUAUGAGACGCCAAGUUAAAAUUGACUUUUUUUGACAAAUUAAUUAUUUCCCUGCCAAAUUUUCAAGCUUGUGAGUUAGGUUUAAAAUUUGUUCAUGUAAAAAUAAUAUUACUUGAGUAUCUUAGUUUUGAUUUCUUUACCAAAUCAUCGUUUUCACUCUAAAGUUAGAUUUUUACUCGUCAUAUGGUUAACUUUUAUAAUUUGGUGUUGUAUUGUGAUUUUUAAGCUUAAUUUCUCAUACUUGACGUAUUAUUAUAGUUUUGAGUUUUAAAUGUCACGACGCUUACCUUGUAUCACUUAAUUGUGAAUUCCCCUUUUUAAAGGGGGCAGUAAGCUAUUUUAAUCAAAUACACUUUAUUUAAAUUUAACAAAUAUUCCUCAACGUCCGCUAGCUGUCGGUUCUGUGUGCGCGCAGAAAAAAAAAUCUGAUUCUUCGGCUCAGCCCUUGCCCUGUAACUUGAAAACAAAACAAAAAAUGGUGCUGACCAGCAACAUCGAUACCUGGCCCUUUAAGUGAUAUUUUGAGUCAUUUUUGACAUGGUACCUCAUAAUGUUGACAAUGAAAAAGUUUCUAUCUCAAUCUUGGCUUGUCUAGUAAAAACUUUGAUAAUUGAGCAUUUUUAUUUUAGAUAUUCCUUACAUUUCAUAUUUUCCCCCCUUUUUUGACAAAAACUGGCUUCUAUUCUUAUCAGAUAAACUCAAGGGGAAAGUAUUUUAUAAUGCCCUAGAAGAAGAAAAAACAACAACAUACGGUUGUUCUAUGUAUGUUCAACCAUACUGUUACUUGCUUUGUAUUUUUCAUUCAUAAUGUACCUAAUUAGUGGUAGCAUUAUUGGAUUGUACCACUGAAAAUUGUGAACAGAGUCCUCCCGCCUCCCAUCCACUUUUAUUCUAUUCUAUAAAAUAACAGGCCAUAGAGCUCAAAUUGCUGUACUUUUCUUGGGGGAACAGUUUUCUACUGGGUUUUUAGUUAUAUUUAUGUAAAACAUUUUUUUGCAAGCAAUGAUUAAUGUAAUUUCAGAAUGUAAUUGUAAGCUAUUGUAGUAAAAUGUUUUUAAUAUAUACAGUAUAUAUGUGCCAACUGUAUCUGUGAGCCUGAUGUAACUGAGGUUGGCUGUUUUUUUGAUCACACAAGGAAAUAUUUUGGUACAGUGUCUCAGAAUGUUGGGUAUUUUAGCACCACCCAUGAAUAUAUUUUUGUAGUGAACUGAUUAUGAGUCUGAUGUUUUGAUCCGUAACUUCACACUACAGUUUAAUGAUGAUAAUUAUAACGUGUUUUUUUGCAACGAA